GGCAUCCCCCUAACCAGGCAGGGUCGGGCAGCGGCAGCCGGGCAGGACCAGCCCAGGACCAGCUCUGGGGCUUGCUGCAGCACCGGCACCCUGGGCAAUGCGAGCGAUGGCAGACCAGGCUGCGAUGGCAGCAGACGCUUCUCCAGCCCUGGCACCAUCCCCAGGCUCACCUCGGCACGGGGACACCGAUGGGCUAAUGCCCCAUCCCACCAGCAGCAGGGAGGAUGGCGGCAGCCAGGACGGCUGCAGGCUCGUUUUCACCAUGGACGGGGAUGUGAAGGCUCCUUCCUCACCCCAGCCCAGGGGGAUGCUCCUGGCCGACCUCCCGCGGGCCCCCCAGCCCCGGCUGAGCCCUGCCAAGUCCCGCACGGCCCCGUCCUCCCCCAGUGUCUCCCCAUCGGAGAGCCGCGCUGCCCUGCUCCGGCUGCGGGAGGCCAGGCUGGAGGACACCAAAAGGCGGCUGUCAGAGGCCGUGCAGGAGCCCCUCAGCCGGCUCAGCCGGCUCAUGGCCGAGGAGAGCGGCCCCAUGCCCCGGGUGAAGGCAGGCACCGGGGGGCAAGAGGCAGGGGGCAUUCCCGGGCAGGGGGGCGGCCGUGGGGCUGGGGGACGCCGGGCACGGGACUGGAGCCCCUGGGAGCCCCCCCUGAACUGCCGCUACGAGAUCUGCUCCUACGGGGACGUGAUCCAGGUGGUGGAGGUGGCACAGCAGGGUGCCGAACCCCGGCUGCCACCCCCCAAGGAGCCUCCGCCAGCACGGCCGGGGGCCACGGUGCCAGGCAGAGCUCUCGCCUCCAUUGCCCUCCUCGCCUACGGCUACUUUGCCCUGCCACUGCCACCCUAUGCCGCUGGCCUCUGCCUGGGGCUCAUCUGCGGGCUGGUGCUGGGCUUCCUCGCCGUCGUCCUCUUCGUGCCGAAGCCUCUGCCAGUGGCACGGGGACCACGGGGCCGUCUGCAUCCCGAGCUGCUGCCAGGAGAGCCAAGGGAAACCCACCGCCUCCAGGGCUGGAUGAACCAGCUGCACCUCUACGACCCUGAGCUCUUCCACCCCUCGCUCACGCACUCGGUGCUCGCCACGCUGGAUGGGGCCACCCUCAAGCUCUCCUACCCCAAGAGCAACAUCCCACGCCGAGCCACCUUUGAGGAAGAAAUCCUUGACACCACCUUCAUCAGCCACCGCUGCUACGACUUGACCGACGCCAAGGUCUUCCUCUGCCCCCCCAGCCUGGCCCGAAAGCGGACGUGGAACCAGAAAUACCCCAUCUGCGUCCUCCUCCCUGACCCAGUGGAGGUAGAGUGCAGGAGCAGCAAGGAGCACGACGCAGAGCCGCAGAGGGACGAAGGGACAAAGAAGACACCGGUGCCAGGGCAGGACAUCCCAGGGGACUGCGGGGAGAGGUGCCUGUACCUCUUUGGGCGGACGGGGAGGGAGAAGGAGGAGUGGUACCAGCACCUCGUGCGAGCCUCCCACCGGACACCCAGCAGCAGCUGCGGUGAAGCCAGGGCAGGCAUGGGAGCGGCUCUGCGGAGCAGUGGCAGCAGCAGCGGAGGGAGCGCCGAAGACAUCCCCUCCACCAUCCCACCCAAGGACCUGGCGGGAAGCGUCCGACAGAAGAUUUUCCUGGAUUACAGCACCUACAUGGCCCGAUUCGUGCCAGCGCAAGUGGGGGGCAGCCCGGACCGGAGCCCCUCUCACGGAGAACUGGGCAGCCCUACACCCACAAAGGUGAGUGGGACAAAUCCAACGCUGGGAGCAGGACCCGAGUGCUAAGCGGUGGCUGACAGACCCUGUGUGCUGCUUCUGUGGUUCUUCUCCUCCCUCCCGGUGCCGCGGUUUGAGCAGCCAAGCUGUGCUGCACGAGAGCACCCAGCCAGCGGGCCACCACUCGAGGUCCUACCCUCACCCCAGGGGCUCGUGGCUUCCUACCCUCCGCAGCUUGGCGAGGACACGGCUGGGCGCAGCGAGGCGUGCAUGGCCUGGAUGAACGCGCUGGUGGGGCGCAUCUUCUGGGACUUCCUCCGGGAGCGAUACUGGGCUGAGCAGGUGUCCAGCAAGAUCCAGAAGAAGUUGAGCAAGAUCAAGCUCCCAUAUUUCAUGAAUGAGCUGGCGCUGACAGAGCUGGACAUGGGCACAUCCAUCCCCUCAGUCCUCAGUGCCUCCAACCCCACUAUCAAUGACCAAGGGCUCUGGGUGGACCUGGAGGUCACCUACAGCGGCUCAUUGCAGAUGACACUUGAGACAAAGAUGAACCUCUGCAAACUGGGGAAGGAAAGCACUGCAGAGGAGAGCAGCCUGGCAGAGGCAGGCGGAGAGGGGGCCAGGCCACGGCUGAUCCUGCUGGCAGACAGCGAUGCAGAGGCAUCCAGCGCCGGCUCCUCCGAUGAGGAAGACAUCACCACUGCAGAGCCCGCAGGAGCCCUGGGGGAGCGCAUGCCACCACCUGGCACCGAGGGCCACAUCAGCAGCAACAGCACGAGCCGGAAGAUCCUGCGCUUUGUGGAUAAGAUUGCCAAGUCCAAGUACUUCCAGAAGGCCACUGAAAACGAGUUCAUCAAAAAGAAGAUCGAGGAGGUUUCCAACACACCGCUGCUGCUGACGGUGGAGGUGCAGGAGCUGGCAGGCACCUUGGCUGUGAACAUACCACCACCACCAACGGACCGUGUCUGGUACAGCUUCCGAGUCCCACCCCAGCUGGAGCUGAAGGUGCGCCCAAAGCUGGGUGAGCGGGAGGUGACGUUCCUCCACGUCACCGAGUGGAUUGAGAAGAAGCUGCAGCACGAAUUUCAGAAAAUUUUGGUGAUGCCAAACAUGGACGAUGUCAUCAUUCCCAUCAUGCGCUCUGGCCUGGAUCCUCAGCCACCCGCUGGGGGACUGCCCAGGGACCUACCGGCCAAGGGAGAGAAGAGGCUCUGA
Messenger RNA from Egretta garzetta (little egret), 2911 nucleotides. RefSeq names its product testis-expressed protein 2. Gene Ontology annotation, molecular function: lipid binding. The record is from RefSeq and is a predicted model, not a curated record. NCBI's taxonomy places the organism in Eukaryota, Metazoa, Chordata, Aves, Pelecaniformes, Ardeidae. Gene Ontology annotation, cellular component: endoplasmic reticulum.